Messenger RNA from Orbicella faveolata, 1336 nucleotides. Its product is annotated as SCO-spondin-like. NCBI's taxonomy places the organism in Eukaryota, Metazoa, Cnidaria, Anthozoa, Scleractinia, Merulinidae. The record is from RefSeq and is a predicted model, not a curated record.
UUAUGCCCUGGUAAGAAAUAAAUUGUUUGUCUUCCAUUAUCCCUUGUUUGUUCAUUUCAUAAGAUUUGUUUUCUGUUAAUAUCCCACGGAAAACUUUGUAUUACUAAGUCCGGCUUCGUUUAUCGCGAAAUUAGAGGAAUGUAUCUUUAAAGUUCUAUUUUUAGCGAUUCCCUUGAAAUUCUCAGCAUCUCUUAGCAUUUUUGAGGGCAGGAGGGCAGGAAGAGAUGUUGUUUUCGGAGUUGGCUAUAGUGAUUGGUUUCCGUUAUUUGUAUUAUUUCGCUCGGCUAGUGACCGGAAAUAGCAUGUUCUAGUUCCUGUCCAAGUCUCACUGAUGUCUCUCGUUGGUUCUGUGGUUUUUGUGCUUCUACGAUGUCACCGGGUCAACUUUAAUCCACACCAAAAAUGUGUGUUUAGACGUUUCAGGCAUAGCAAACCUUUGCAGUUUGACCUUAGUGAAUUCUGAAAUACAAGGCAGCAUUAUACCGCCACACUUUCGCGAAUUAUCAAAAAAGGAAAGAUGUGUAACAACGAGUAAAAGCAUGGAAACGGUCUUAAAAUCCGCCGUAUUCUUCGUGUUGUUUUUCACGGAGACGAUUGCUCCUAUAUGUGACCGCGACUCUCAAAUAGCAGCUGGAAACGAUCCCGAUCCAUGGGAUGAAGAUCGGCGCUGGGACACUGAUCAGGAUUACAUGACUUACUACUGUGUUUGGAAAAGUUGGAGCAGUUGGAGCAGUUGUUCUCGUGGAAAAAAGACACGUUAUCGCGUAGAGGAGGAUGACGUGAACAAUUGUCGAUGUGACAUAGAAUUUCAAACGCAUACGUGUAGGAUUUUGGUACACGGUGGCUGGUCAAACUGGAGUGAAUGGACUUCAUGCAGUCAGUCCUGUGGAACCGGUUCCCAAGAACGUUCUCGAACCUGUACCAGUCCCCCUCCACGUUAUGGCGGGAGAUCAUGCGCAGGAGCAGCGCGGCAAACGCAAACAUGCAACAAGCAGGCGUGCCCUGUUAAUGGCGGCUGGUCAGGUUGGGGUGUAUGGUCAAGCUGCAGGAACCCGUGUGAUGUUGUUGGGACACAAGGAAGAUCACGGAGCUGCACGAAUCCACGACCUCGAAAUGGCGGGAAAUCUUGUCCGGGAGCGGCCAAUGAACAACGCUUGUGUAUCACGCACUCAUGUCCGGGUAAGGAAAAAAAGAUAAUUUUCCUGUUGUGUGAAAAGAGCUUAAUAUGGUUAAAAAUCUAAUCUUAUCAUAUAUCUUGUGCUUUCGGAGAAAUACGAAUGUAAAUCUUAUUUGACACAAAGUUAAGAAAGUUUUAAGGGCCCAUUAACCGAUCUUU